Messenger RNA from Gryllus bimaculatus (two-spotted cricket), 2096 nucleotides. The record is from the annotation of a GenBank genome assembly. NCBI's taxonomy places the organism in Eukaryota, Metazoa, Arthropoda, Insecta, Orthoptera, Gryllidae.
AUGAAUUCUACGCUUGUCAUGAGAUCCAUUGGACGACAAGGAGGCACGGUGUGGACAGUGUGGUGCAUGUGCGCCAAAUUGCACGUGCGUCUCUCAACUUUACGUAUGGAGCAGCAUGCUAAACUUUUACAGGAACGAGUAGUAUUAGUUGAAAAACAUUUUGCUGAACUAUGCACAUGUCUUGGGGCAUACACUCGCAAAGCUGCAGGGCUAAGAGAUAAAAAUGAUGCAUUGGCAAAAGCUGUUUAUAAUUAUUCAGAAGCAGAGCAUGUAAAUAAAGGCCUAAAAAACUGUUUGCUUGAAUUUUCGAAAACGCUAGAAAGUGUUGGUGAUUACAGGGAUGUAGAAAUACAGCGAAUAGAGUCAAAUGUUAUUUCUGAAUUAUCACAAUAUGAGAAACUUUGUAAACAUGCAAAGGAAGAAGUUAAAAAUACUUUGGCAGCUCGUGAUCGUGAAAAUGCUCGUAGAAAGCAACUAGAUCGCCUUAGAGAGAGAAAUCCAAGGAAUAGACCACAAAUUGUAUCCUUUAUAAUCCAACAUUGUGUUAAGAGGAACAUUGAGAAAAUAUCCAUUGUUCACACUGAAACUAAUACAGCGGCACAGGUAGAACUUUCGAAAGCAAGUAUGGAGGUAGCAAAUAACAUGAAAUGGCUGGAAGAACAAAUGGAUCAUUUUGAGAAAAAAAAGUUACAAGACAUUAGAUCUCUUCUCCUCAGCUAUAUAACAGCGGAACUUAGUUUCCAUGUCAAAGCUGUUGAAUUAUUUACCAAAGGCUACAAUGAUAUUGCUAAUAUAAAUGUGAAUACAGAUCUUGAGGAAUUUCAAAGUUUCCUACAAGAUCCUGAAUCUUCUUCAAGAUUAGAAACAGUAAAGCGAACCUCACUCAGACAGUCAAUAGCAAAUCUGUUUGCUACUCCGCCUUCUUCAAAACGUCCUGAACAAAAUGAACCUCAGACCACUGUGAAGAAUCUUUCUAUGAAGAAAUCUCAGGAAAAAGCUGAAUUUGGGCGUGAAUAUGAAGAUGAUGAUGACAAUGAUGCUGCUGCCGACGAUGAUGAUCUCUCAGUGGUUUCUGAUACUACAGACAAUCAUCGAUAAAUAAAAUCAUGUUAUUUUAAGUAUAAAGAGUUCCAGAACAUAUUCUGUAACAUUUUUAAUUAUUUAAUAUAUUGUGUUUCUGACAGUAAUUAUUUUUAAGAAAUAUUAUUUUGCUAUUACUCAUUAUUACUCAACCCAAAUAUAUGUAGAAUAUUUGAAAAAGUGACAUUACUUAUAAUUGAUGUAUUAUUAUUUGAGUGUGGGUAAUAAACGAUUUCAAAUAUUUUGAAAAAAAAUUCUGGUUUUAUAAACUCAAUAAUAAUAGCUCAUGCAUAUUUCUCAAAUAUCUAAGCCUUCAGCAUUUUCCUAUUUUAUAAAUCUUAUUACAAAGCAUUUAUUGAUUUUAUCACUCCCUGAAUUCAAUUAUCUGCCAUAAUUUAAUUUCUCUUAAACACUUUUCUUUACAUCUUAAAGUUGUGUUCUGUAAAUCUGUUCUUAGGUCUGGCUCUGAAACAAAUUUUAACAAAUUUGUAUUGUUUCUAUCUAUUGCCAUUUAAGAUUUCUUUGAUUUAAUAACUAUCCUGGAAUCUGGCUAUUGGUAUUUCAAAUUACUUAUUUUUUUAACUUUCAUUUCAAUCUAAUUGCCUUCCAAACAUUGUAAUAUAGUUGUAUCUUUUUUUUUUCCACUUCUCAUUAUUAUCUAUUGUACUUCCUCCUAUAUUCACAUAUCAAGCAGAUUAUGGGCAUUUUCUUCCUGCAUAACAGAGACCCAAUAGAUUAAUUGAUUUUUCCACCUACAGAGGACAGAAUAUUGCUUCUGAAGGAUUUUCCCCCAAAAGUAAGGUUCAAAAGACAAAAUAAUAGAUUAUCCCAAACAACUCUUUGGCUUUCCUCUGAAUGAACCUUGGCAAAGAUUGCAAAAGAGGGGAUGAGAUGCCUGCCCUCGAAAAUACCCCUCCAGAAAUAACCCAGCAUUAUGAAUGGAGGAUAUGAUGAAAGCAUCCUCACAAAUUUCUUUGAGAGAAGUCUGGAUCAUCGCCUCAGGUGUUACUCCUUGA